Messenger RNA from Cryptosporidium ubiquitum, 1047 nucleotides. RefSeq lists its product as uncharacterized. Gene Ontology annotation, cellular component: condensed nuclear chromosome. Gene Ontology annotation, biological process: mitotic recombination; chromosome organization involved in meiotic cell cycle; reciprocal meiotic recombination. Gene Ontology annotation, molecular function: ATP binding; single-stranded DNA binding; ATP-dependent DNA damage sensor activity. The transcript has a single exon. The record is from RefSeq and is a predicted model, not a curated record. The coding region runs from base 1 to 1047 and encodes 348 amino acids. NCBI's taxonomy places the organism in Eukaryota, Apicomplexa, Conoidasida, Eucoccidiorida, Cryptosporidiidae.
AUGAUGUCGACAGUAAAUCAAAACGAACUAGUUACUGAAAAUAAUGAAAAUCAAAAUACUUUAAAUGAAACAGUUUAUAAUGGUCCAUUAAAGUUGGAACAUCUUCUUCCAAGCGGAUUAACAAAAAGAGAUCUGGAAAUACUUCGUGAAAAUGGGUACCAUACAAUAGAAUGUCUUGCUUAUGCUCCUAAAAAGGCUUUAUUAUCAGUUAAAGGAAUUAGUGAACAGAAAUGUGAUAAAAUAAAAUCUGCAUGUAAGGAAUUAGUAGCAAUGGGAUUUUGUAGUGGAACUGAAUAUUUAGAAGCUAGAACUAAUCUGAUCAAAUUUACAACAGGUUCAAACCAAUUAGAUAGGCUUUUACAAGGUGGAAUAGAAACUGGAAGUAUUACAGAAAUUUUUGGUGAAUUUAGAACAGGAAAGACUCAAUUAUGUCAUACUUUAGCAGUAACAUGUCAACUUCCUGUUGAGCAUAAAGGUGGGGAAGGAAAGUGUUUAUGGAUUGAUACUGAAGGUACUUUCAGGCCUGAAAGAAUUGUGCAAAUUGCUGAUAGAUUUAACUUAAAUUCUUCAGACUGCUUAGAUAAUAUUGCAUAUGCCAGAGGAUUUAAUACUGAACACCAGAUGGAUUUAUUACAAUCAGCUGUAGCUAUGAUGACAGAAUCCAGAUUUGCAUUAAUGAUUGUUGAUAGUGCAACAGCUCUUUAUAGAUCAGAAUAUAAUGGAAGAGGAGAAUUAGCAACAAGACAAAGUCAUUUGGGACAGUUUCUUAGAGCACUUCAAAAAAUUGCAGAUACUUUUGGAGUUGCUGUUGUGAUUACUAAUCAAGUAAUGUCAAAAGUUGAUGCUAUGGCUGCUAUGUUUCAAAAUGAUAAAGUACCUAUUGGAGGUAACAUUAUUGCUCAUGCUUCUCAAACUAGAUUAUUCCUCAAAAAAGGAAGAGGAGAAACAAGAAUUUGUAAAAUAUACGAUUCUCCUAAUCUACCUGAAGGUGAUGCCACUUUUUCUAUCACGGAAGGAGGUAUUAAUGACCCUAAGGAUGAAAAAUGA